CAGCUAAGCUAACCUAAAAAAUCUGUGUCACUUUGUCAGCAAGUUUUAAAUCAAUCAAGAAUAGAAAAUGAGUAAAUCUAGGGGAAAGAACGCGUUGGAUUCUCUAAAUAAUGAGAACGUCUUGCAAGCUGUCGUCAUAGUGGAUACGUAUUCCAGAAACUUGACUCCGUUUUGUAACUACAUGCCAACUAGUCUCGUCCCACUGACUAAUCGUCCGCUCUUAGAUUACACUUUGGAAUGUCUCAUGUCUUCAGGAGUGCAGGAAGUAAUAUUAUUCUGUUCAUCAUUUGCAGAUCAAGUUCGGGACUUUGUAAGGGAAGACAAAUGGCCUGGCCUGUCAGUCAGUGUCGUUGUUUCAGAAGGUUGUCGAACCUUUGGAGAUGUCAUGAGGGAUCUUGAUGCUAAGGCUUUGAUUCGCAGUGAUUUUAUACUUCUCACCGGGAAUAUGGUUGGGAAUUUGCAACUCCUCCCAAUCCUUGAAACACACAAACGUAUUCAAAAGGUGGACAAAGGAUCCGUCAUGACUCUCAUUUUCAAAGAACACGGCCAUAGAAGUACAGCUACAGAAGACGAUUUCACCGUUGCUCUGAACACCAAAACAAACCGAGUUUUGUUAUACAGCAAGAAAAGCAGAAACCCAAGAAAAAUAGAAAUCCCAAUGGAGACAGUGCUGGAGACGUCAGAGAUGACGCUACGAAGUGACUUGUUGGACACCCAGGUGUGUGUCUGCUCAGUCGCAGUUCCUCCGUUGUUCUCGGACAACUUUGACUUUCAGUCCAAGGAUGACUUUGUGCGUGGUCUGCUUGUCAAUGAGGAAAUCCUCGCCAGUUCUAUCUACGCUUACAUUCUGCCGGGCAGUCAGUACGCUGCAACUGUCAACUCCUGGGCUCACUACCAGGACAUCACGCAUGAUGUGAUCCAUAGAUGGGUUUACCCUCUCGUGCCUGAUAUGUUAACUGACGAUCCGUACUUCUUCAGAAGAAAUAAUAUUUACAUCCAACGAGAUAUAACGCUGUCUCAAGGUUGUAAGUUAGAGGAAGAUGUUGUGAUCGGAAGCGAAUCAUCAGUUGGACAAAAUGCCAUCAUCGCUCGAUCAGUAAUUGGGAAAAACUGCAAAAUUGGGAACAACGUUGUAAUCGAGAGCUCUUACAUCAUGGAUCAUGUUAAGAUUCAAGACAAUGUUAGUGUGAGUUACUCGGUUGUUGGUCCGCGAUGUGAGCUCCAAUCAGGAGCCAGUGUUACCAACGGAAGUGUUCUUGGGUCGGAGGUCAUCAUCGACAGCAACAAACAGAUUUGUGCUCUCAAGCUGCAGUCCUACCCUUCAGAUUCAUGCGGUCAGGUGGGAUCCAAGGCCUUCUUGUGUGACGACUCAGCAGACGACGACUCAGAUUCCGACUCUGACACUCGGGAGGCAGUUGCUGGACUGAGAGUGGGGAGAGGAGAGACACACUACGAGAGUGACUACACUGAGUCAUCUGACAGUGAUGAUGAGAUGACUCACAGCUUGUCUGUACCUGAGGAUACUAACUUGUUCUACACAGAGGUGGUGGACUCGCUAGUCCGAGGAUUCGAGGACAAAUUGUUAUGUGAUAAUCUUGUGCUGGAGAUAAACUCUUCUAGAUAUGCCUACAAUGUCACCAUGAGUGAGGUGAACUUCCAUGUAGUCCGAGCGUUGCUGACGCUUCCUGCACCUGACGGACAUUCGUGGCAACACCUUGUCACUCGACUCACCUAUUUCAUGCCCAUCUUGACCAACUACAUCCGAUCACAAACUGCACAGAAAGACUGCCUGCUUGCUAUUGAGGAUGUUGCUGGUAGUAAUCCGGAAAUAUUUGCGGUCCUUGUGAAGAUAAUCCACUGGCUGUAUGAGCAGGAUAUUCUAUCCGAGGAUAAUAUUUUGAACUGGUACAAGAAUCCGAGUGUUGAUGCAGACCCCGAGAACAGUAAGAGAGUGCGACAACAGGUGGCUCCUUUUAUCCGGUGGUUGGAAGAAGCAGAAGAAGACGAAGAUGACGAUGACGAUAUUGAUUAAAGUAUAUAUAUUGAUCUUGUAUAUUACAUUAUUUCUUAGAGUAUUUAGAAUAACUCUGUUCAUUUAAAUAUGUCAGUGUCAGAAGUUACGGUACUUACGUAUUAUACGGAGGCCACUUAUUUUACAGCGCGCUGCGGCGGUUGGGUUAAGUUGGGUUAUCAUAAAUAUGUUUGUAGAACUUUCCUAGUUUCGUUAUGAAUCGAACUAUACGAGAUGAGUCAUAAAAACUUAUGAUAACCCAACCUAACCUAACCGCCGCAGCGCGCUGUAAAAUAAGUGGCCUCUGUAUAAUACGUAAGUACCGAAGUUACAUAUUAAGAAGUAUCCUGUAUACAAAAUAAUCUUGGUUAUUUAUAAGGAAAUGCUCCUCUUGUAUUAUUGUUUUCUAUUGUAUCACUGCAGUAAAAUUCAAAUUUCUUACUAUGACACUGUGAUAUUAUUAUUGUACUUGAUUAUCAUGGUUGCUUGAGAGCUGCUUGUUUUUUACUUUGUAUGUUUUAAAGAGAACUUAUUAUACACAUUUAUUGUAUUUAAGUGAUGGUACAAUAUAUAAA
Macrosteles quadrilineatus (aster leafhopper) is the source of this 2586-nucleotide messenger RNA. Its product is annotated as translation initiation factor eIF-2B subunit epsilon-like. Gene Ontology annotation, molecular function: translation initiation factor activity; guanyl-nucleotide exchange factor activity; translation initiation factor binding. The record is from RefSeq and is a predicted model, not a curated record. The transcript has 13 exons. The coding region runs from base 68 to 2032 and encodes 654 amino acids. Lineage: Eukaryota; Metazoa; Arthropoda; Insecta; Hemiptera; Cicadellidae. Gene Ontology annotation, cellular component: eukaryotic translation initiation factor 2B complex.